Corticium candelabrum is the source of this 3178-nucleotide messenger RNA. RefSeq lists its product as uncharacterized. NCBI's taxonomy places the organism in Eukaryota, Metazoa, Porifera, Homoscleromorpha, Homosclerophorida, Plakinidae. The transcript is spliced from 6 exons. Bases 307 to 2982 code for a protein of 891 amino acids. The record is from RefSeq and is a predicted model, not a curated record. Gene Ontology annotation, cellular component: plasma membrane. Gene Ontology annotation, molecular function: guanyl-nucleotide exchange factor activity. Gene Ontology annotation, biological process: positive regulation of GTPase activity; Ras protein signal transduction.
UUGCGUGGCUGUCGUCGGUCGCCAUUGCGGCUGAGGAGUUCGCAACGUUUGCGCUUCACACGUCUCGUACUCUUAUCUCGUAGUGUCCGUUUCCGUUUGUGCAGUUCGUGUCGCGCUCAAAUUGCUUGUCGAUCUCUGUUUGCUUUUGUUUGGUUUUCGCGGUCGGCCCUCAUUCCAGACUGAGCAAACUUACCGAAUUAGACGGCCGUCUAACAUCAUUCAGUUGCCGUCGUUUCUGCGCUCGUUCCGUCGCUGCAAACGCGUCGCGUCGAUCGUCUCGCUCAUCGUACUUUCCUUUGUGACUCAAUGAAGCAGUCGAUAACGAUUACUGUGAAACUAGGCCGAAUGGAGGAGAAGAAGCCGGGGUCGCGCUUGAAACGGCGCAACGCGAUGAGGCGCCCAAAGACGUUCGGUGGUACCAAAUUCAUGAGCAAGAGCGAGCAGAGCCUGCCGGAGGCCGUUCUGGAGGAGGAGACCGACUCGUGUGCGUCGUCAACGAAGAGCUCGCCAAUGCCGUCGCCGAUAUCUUCCCAGGAAGGAGAGGAGCCUAUCUUUGGCGAUGUUGAGUGCAAUGUUGUUGAGCAGGGAGUGCACACGAUACGCCGCUUUUCGUCCUACGACCGUGCCGUUGGAUACAGCGUGCGAGAGAAGAGUCUCGAGGCGAGCGGUGAUCCAUUCCAACGCAGCGUCUCGCUUGAGGAAUCUGUGGGGAGAGAAUCUCCGAAUCAAAAAUCGAAGACGACCAAGUCGCCGUUCAGGCUCCUGUGGAAAGGACGUUCGAGAUCGAAAGAGACGGAUGUGGAGAACAGGAAUUUUGACAACGCGGUGAGCGAAUGCAAGGCGUCGUCUCCGAUUCGAUGUAUACCAGUGACUAAACGAGCCCGCAAUAAGAACGGAUCCGUUAUGAAGAGACCAGCAUCUAUAGCCUCGUUUAGGGAUGACUCUGUCGUGGAGGAAUUUUGUAAGAAAGGUGUUGCGAUACCUAAGAGAAUGCAGCAGCACAAGAAUGUUUCCAAUAGUUUGCCCAGACGGAUGGCCAUGUGUUUUCCUGUAUUUCUCAGUGGCAGUGUUGACAAUGACAAUGCUACUCCUCCUAUGUCACGUUCGAGUUCUCCACUCAGAGUCAAGAUGUUAAACUCAUUGGACUUGAGACAUCAGAAUGGUGUCAUCUCGCAGAAUACUGUUGUCCCACAGAAUACUGUUGUCCCACAGAGUAGUACUGUUGUCCUUGAUAUGUCAAGCGACCGACACACUUAUGCUCUUCAUACAUCGAAGUCUGAGCCGGAUCUCACAGAGGCUGUUGAGACAUCGGGAUUGGACGACUCUGUCUUGCCUGACUUGGAUGUUGUAACAGAAGUGGAUAGUAUAUUGAAGAUGAAUGUCGAUCAUCUAGUGGAGGAGAUCACGCUGUUGGAUUGUGAAAAAUGGAAGAGCAUAUCGCCGACCGAACUCGAGGACUGUUCUUGGAUGAAGAAAGAAAAGCACAAAUUAGCACCGAACGUGAUGGAGCUCAUUGACUGGUUCAACCGUUUGGCUCUCACGGUAGCGACUCAGGUUCUCAGCGAGGAGAGCGCGUCGGUGCGAGCGCGCAUUGUUUCCCGUUUCGUCCAGAUUGCCCACAAACUGUGGAUAACUCGGAAUUUCAAUUCACUGAAAGCUGUACUAGCUGGUCUUCAGUGCACGCCAGUGUUCAGACUUCGGAAAACAUGGAAGGAAGUAUCGUCGAAGAAACGGCGAAUUCUUCGUGAACUGACUGAGGUUAUGUCUGAAGACGACAACUACAACGUCUAUCGUCAUGAGCUGGCUCAUGCUCUCAAAGGAGAACAGUGUGUAGCUUUCUUGGGAGUCUUUUUGACGGACGUGUGUCAGACAUUGUCAUAUCAGCAAGUGAAACAUCAGCGACAGUUGAGCGACGGUGGAGAAAAGACAUCAAAGAACAUCGAGAAGGUUGUGAAACAGCAUCGUCGUUGUGUGAGCAGUGAAGUCGGUGCAGGCCAUCGCAUUCAGACCGACACUAUUCCUCUGCACUCGUACUCUCAGAGUCUCGAUCGCGGCGACGAGCAAUUCUUUCCGCACCGAGUGCGGUCGGUUGAUCCGGUUCACCUCAUGGACAGUGGAGUCGGCAGUAGCGACAGCGUCGGAUCCGAAUACGAGAGAGGAGAGUUGACAUGCUCUAUUACAAGAGUUGGAGGGAACCAACGCGGUAGCCCACCGAUACCUGAUGAGGAAGUUCGUAUUCAUCGUGUUCAUUCGAGUGAAUUUCGACGCGUGCCUUCGACUCCCAUCAUGUCGAGGUCCAAGAUUCAAAACAGCACUUACUUACCAUUACCGUCCUCCAACUCGGCCGUCCACAUCACGACCGACUGGCGUUACAGCAACCCGUUGAGCGACUACGAACUCUUUCGAUACGGAGCACUUCUCGACGUUCGAGCCAUCUGGCAACAAACAGAACGACUCGCACUCUCUCGUUUGACAUCCCCAGUUCGGUCUCAAUCUCCGGUCUCCGGAUAUCCGAGUUUAGAGCAACAAAACGAGACAAGCAACGGAGACAGGCAACUCCGUCGUGCAUCGAACAGCAGCUCGGAUGACGAGGUAUCAAUACUCAACCAACAGGAAAUUGAUGAUAACAAAUUUGAAUCAUCCAGCCCUCCUGUUCUGUUGACCGUUCCUUGUAAUACGCAGUCGUCCAAACAGACAACCCACACGUUACUGGAACGAACGAGUUUGAUUCAACCUCCUAAUCGACUGCAAAGAACCGAAACGACACCCGUGAUAUCUUCAUCGGCGCUCGCAAAGAAAGAACUGCCCAAGAGCAUCCGAGAUCAACUGUGGACGUAUCAGGAGAAGACGUUGCACUUUACACUGCGAAGUCGACGUGACAUACGGAGUUUCCUUACUAAUGUCAAGUAUAACUCGGAGGAGGCAAACUAUCGGUUGUCCCUCCGUCGAGAGCCGAGAGAUUCGAGCAAGUCGACAUCGUGAUCUCUGGGACAUUGUGUACAUACGGCCGUUGUGUGAUAUGGAGUGGGUUGAUAUUAAAUUACUUGUAAGUACAUUUAUUUGUUUAAAUUGUCUAUAACUGUUGCGAUGCUCAGAGUAUCUGUAUACUACUUAUUUAUUUAUAAUAUUUAUGAACAAAGUGUAAUUCGUAAUAAUACACUAAAACUUGCUGAUUUCA